AUGAACUCGACUAUGAACCUCACCGUGCACCACCAUGGCACCCCGCAUAGCUUCCAGCUCUCCGCCUCGGCAACAUUACAAGAUCUCUCCGCAGAGAUAGAAAUUGUCCUGAACAUACCCACGGAGAACCAGAAGCUCCUUAUUGCCCCCAAGCCCGGCAUGCAAAAGGCGCCCUUCCCAACAACCCCUCUUACAACCCUUCUCCCCCUCGACUCACCCAAAUUCAAAAUCACUCUCCUCGGCACCCCAGCCAAAGCCAUCGCGGACCUGCAUGAACAAUCCGAAUCCAUACGCAAACGCCAGGAAGCACGCGCCUCCGCCCUCGCCGCAGCCCGGCGCACAAACCACAAAGCCACCACCACCAACCGCGGAGGUAUCCACACACUCUCAUCCUCAAGCUCAAACUACACCUUCCACCGCCUCCUCCCACUCUCCUACCUGCCCCGCCCAGAACGCUCCCUCGAAUUCCUCAAACGCCUCCGCGACGAUCCCGGUAUCCGCGCCGCAAUGGCCAAACACAAAUUCUCCGUCCCGCUAUUAACAGAAAUGAAUCCCGCCGAGCACACGACCAGUGAAUCGCGCACGCUAGGACUGAACAGGAACAAGGGCGAGGUUAUCGAGUUGCGGCUUCGCACGGACGCGUACGACGGGUACCGCGAUUACCGGACUAUUCGCAAGACGCUGUGUCAUGAGUUGGCGCAUUGCGUGUUCGGUCCGCAUGACCGGGACUUUUGGGAUUUGACGGCGCAGAUUGAGAAGGAGGUUGAGAGGGCGGAUUGGAAGUCUGGUGGGAAUCGGUUGACUGGGCAGGACUUUUAUGAUCCGGGGGAUUGGGAGAGGGUGCAGAGUGGGGAGGAGGUUAUUGAUGAACAGGGGUGGACCGGUGGGGAGUUUGUUUUGGGUGGAUUGGGGGUUGAUGAAGCUGGACGGAGUGCUGGAAGUGCAUCCGCAUCCGGGACGGCGACGGGGUCGUUGUCUAGGAGGGAGAUUUUGGCUAGAGCUGCGGAGGAGAGGAUGCGGAAGGAGAGUCCGAAGGAGAAGCAGGAUGAUGCUUGA
Molecule: messenger RNA, 1056 nt
Organism: Penicillium cataractarum
Lineage: Eukaryota; Fungi; Ascomycota; Eurotiomycetes; Eurotiales; Aspergillaceae
Product: putative zinc metalloproteinase
Exons: 1
Coding region: 1-1056 (351 amino acids)
Molecular function (GO): proteasome binding
Source: RefSeq, a predicted model, not a curated record